Molecule: messenger RNA, 2036 nt
Organism: Asparagus officinalis (garden asparagus)
Lineage: Eukaryota; Viridiplantae; Streptophyta; Magnoliopsida; Asparagales; Asparagaceae
Product: type I inositol polyphosphate 5-phosphatase 10
Exons: 13
Coding region: 256-1872 (538 amino acids)
Biological process (GO): phosphatidylinositol dephosphorylation
Molecular function (GO): phosphatidylinositol-3,4,5-trisphosphate 5-phosphatase activity; inositol-polyphosphate 5-phosphatase activity; phosphatidylinositol-4,5-bisphosphate 5-phosphatase activity
Source: RefSeq, a predicted model, not a curated record
GGGCAUACCAAAGGCUUCCACGUGAGCUCCUCUCAUCUCAAGGAAACUGAACGUUGUUUCCAACGAACAAAGAGAGAGCUUCGCAGGCCCAUCUUCUUCUUCUAAUUCUUAAAGAAUAUUCAGAAUCAGAUUGUCUCAAGGGGUUUUUUUAAGAGGUUUGGUUUAAAUAAAUUUGUCUGGCGAAAAUAGCUGAAGAGGAGAUUUAUUAGUUCUACCAUCCUCUUCUUGGCUGAAGGGAAAACAGAGGAUUGGGAGAUGUCUUUCGAGCUUGGAAAUAAGAGGAAGAAGUCUUUAUUCCCGAGAAUCUGUGGAAUGAAAGAAAAGAAAGAAACUAAGGAAAAUGAAACCGUGACGUCUUACUCUGUUGAAGUCAGUGAGAUCCCCGAUUUCUCAGAGACGUCUCCUACCCUUAGGAAAAGCUUUUCAGAAGCAGAUUCAACUUCACGAAUAGAGAACUUGUGUUUCGAUGAUUUUUCUUCCUCAAUAACCAAGAACUUGGAUUCACAAGCAUUCAGAAUAUUCGCUGCUACAUGGAAUGUCGGUGGAAAUCCCCCUCGCUUUGGAUUAAAUCUCAAUGAUUUUCUCCCAGUUGAUGACCAAUCAGAUAUUUAUGUUUUAGGUUUUCAGGAAAUAGUCCCUCUGAAUGCUGGAAAUGUGCUUGUACUAGAAGAUAACCAGCCAGCAGCAAAAUGGCUUGCUCUGAUCAGCCAAGCCUUGAAUGGGUCACCAGUUGCUCGCACUAUUAGCUGCCCAAACACGCCACUUCAAAACCCUAACGCCUCAUCGCCGUUCUCAAAACCUUACUUGUUAUCUAAAGAUCCAAGUCCUUCUAAUAGCAUAUUGUUCUUUCAUAAGCCAUCAUUAAAAUCAGUCAGCAAAUCAUUCAAAACUGAUCAAGGAAGACAACUUAAGGUCUGCAACUGCCCUUCAGAGGUCACGAAGAAAUACUACAGAUACUCCUGCUUCAGAUGCCCGCAACCCUAUAUUGAUGAUGAUUCAUCGGAGGAAGAUGAAGAAUCAAAUAGCUUCAUGGUGGAAAAUAUAACGGCAGAAACUUCAACAGAUCAGAUGAAGUAUAGUCUUGUGGCCUGCAAGCAAAUGGUGGGGAUUUUUGUUACUGUUUGGGUGAGGAGAGAAAUUGUAAGACACAUUGGCCAUUUACGGAUUUCAUGCAUUGGACGUGGGGUUUUGGGCUACCUUGGUAAUAAGGGAUGUAUAUCUGUGAGCAUGUCUUUGCAUCAAACCAGCUUUUGCUUCGUGUGUAGUCACCUAGCUUCAGGAGAGAAAGAAGGCGACGAGCUAAGGAGAAAUGCUGAUGUUAUAGAGAUACUUAAAAAUACACAGUUCCCAAAGAUUUGCAAGACACCUUGGCGAAGAAACCCUGAGAAGAUCCUUGACCAUGACCGGAUAAUAUGGUUGGGAGAUCUGAACUACCGAAUUUCUUUAAGUUACUCUGAGACAAGGAACUUACUCGAGGACAACAAUUGGGAUGCCCUUUUCGAGAAGGAUCAGCUUAAGAUUGAACGAGACUCUGGUCGAGUUUUCAGAGGAUGGCGUGAAGGGAAAAUUUAUUUUGCUCCAACGUACAAGUACUCAAACAAUUCAGAUGCUUAUGCUGGAGAGACUGCAACAUGUAAAAAGAAAAGAAGAACUCCAGCAUGGUGUGAUCGCAUACUCUGGCAUGGUGAUGGAAUCACGCAACUAUCAUACUAUCGAGGUGAAUCAAGAUUUUCUGAUCACAGGCCAGUCUGUGCAGUUUUCUUGGUGGAGGUUGGGGUGCUCGACGAAAGGUUCAAAAAAGGCGCAUUAACCCCUAAUAUGAAGGUAGGAGCUGAAGAGCUUUUGCCAAGAAGCACCAGUUGCAGUUCCUAGAUGAAGAAAAAGAAGAUGAUAUUUUGCUGCAUUUCCGUCCCAAGCAUUGUACUAACAUUUUGUCGAGGUGCAUAGUAGCAUGUGGAGGACUAAACCUGAAAAUCUAACAAUUACUAAAAUUGGAGUUAAGUGGUGUCUUUUUCCUUUUUUUUUAUUUACUUUUU